Lactuca virosa is the source of this 675-nucleotide messenger RNA. NCBI's taxonomy places the organism in Eukaryota, Viridiplantae, Streptophyta, Magnoliopsida, Asterales, Asteraceae. The record is from the annotation of a GenBank genome assembly.
AGCCUUGCCACACACCACAUUGAUCCGCCUCCUCACUGCUUUGUUUUCGUUUGGGGCGACGAAUCGAAAGUAAACAAGAACGAAGACAAAAUGGCGUUCGCGAUGAGAGUGAAGGUUCCACCAAACUCAGCGAAUUUGCAAGAAGCUAGGCAUCGAACCUUUGAUUUCUUCCGUGCAGCUUGCAGAUCUAUUCCUUCGAUCAUGGAUAUUUAUAACCUAUACGAUGUUGUAAACCCUUCUGAGCUUCGCUCCACCAUCGCCGCCCAAAUCCGCAAGAACGCCCAUAUCACUAACCCUAAGGUGAUCGAUAUGCUGCUAUUCAAGGGAAUGGAAGAGUUAAGCAACAUAACAGAACAUGCAAAGCAACGACAUCAUAUUAUUGGCCAAUAUGUGGUUGGUAAUAAAGGGCUUGUUCAAGAUGUGGACACAAAGGAUGAAGGAUUGUCUCCAUUUCUCAAAAAUUUCUACAAUUCCAACUACUAAUCAAACUCUUAAUCCCCAUUUUUAUGUCUUGUUUUAUGUGUUGGUUUUCAAAUAAAAACAUGUUCUUGGAUUCUUGUAUGAAUAACAUCAUCCUUUUGCUGAUUACAAGCAAAUUUGUUGGAUACUAAAACAAAAUUUUCUAGUUUUUUUGGGGGUUACCCUUUGUUGGCUAUUUUAUGCAUGCAAUAUGGA